AUGGCUGACGUUGACGUUACAGCUUUUAUUCCAUUAUGGGAUAUGUGUAACCACGAACAUGGAAAGAUAACUACAGAUUUCAACAAGGAUUUGAACCGUGGUGAGUGCUAUGCAGUCCGUGAUUUCAAGAUUGGCGAACAAAUUUUUAUAUUCUACGGCGCUAGACCCAACGCGGACUUGUUCCUUCAUAAUGGAUUCGUUUAUCCAAACAACAAACACGACAGUCUUACCCUUUCCCUCGGCGUGUCUGCAAACGAUCCACUACACGACAUUAAAUUGUCUCUUCUAAACAAACUUGGUCUGGCCGGUGUUACUCACUUCAGCCUAUAUGCUGGAGAAAAUCCAAUAAGUGCUGAGCUGUUGGCUUUCAUCAGGAUAUUCAAUAUGAAUGAAGAGGAGUUAACUAAAUGGUCAAAGCAAGGACUACCUAGUGACCUGGUGUCAUCAGAAGCUUCGAGUGCUGAAACUGUGGGUGCGCACAUCGAUAGACGCGGAUACACUUAUUUGCUAACGAGGUGCAAACUCAUCGCCGCUUCGUAUAAAAAGAGCAAUGAUGACGUUGAUUCUUUACAUAAGAAAAAUAUCAAACUGCUAAAGGAAUGUGAAGUACAAAUACUAGAUGGUGCCAUUAAGUAUUUAGAAGAAGUUCUACGUAAACUACCCACCGUGGAAGAUACAACUAAUUAA
Arctia plantaginis is the source of this 687-nucleotide messenger RNA. Lineage: Eukaryota; Metazoa; Arthropoda; Insecta; Lepidoptera; Erebidae. The record is from the annotation of a GenBank genome assembly.